This is a messenger RNA of Pieris macdunnoughi, 2346 nucleotides long. Lineage: Eukaryota; Metazoa; Arthropoda; Insecta; Lepidoptera; Pieridae. The record is from the annotation of a GenBank genome assembly.
AUGAUAGAGUCUAGAAAAGUUCAUAGAGUUUUAGGUGUACUAAAACCUACAAAUAUGUAUGCGGAGUCAAGACGGAGCAAGCGUUUCUCAGACAGAGUCAUAAUUAAUCAACAUUUUACUGAAAGAACACUUACGCCAGGUGGAGAUGUCAGCCUUCAAUGUGCAGCAAUCGCAGAUCGUCCACCACAAUUCUCGUGGCAUCGCGAUGGGAUCCCAGUAUCUAGUAACACUGACUCCAGAUACGCAUUUGGUCAAAUCAUGAGACCUGAUGGUUCUGUGUUGGCUCAGUUGAAUAUAACCAGGCUUCGAGUAGAAGAUGGUGGGUUUUACUCCUGUACAGCAACUGAGGGAGACCAAGUGGCGUCUCAUGAGAGCAGACUUGACGUUUAUGGUCCUCCAUAUAUAAGAGCCUUACCCCCGAUUAAGGUGCAGAGUGGUGAAUCACUAAAUCUACGUUGUCCAUUUUAUGGCUACCCAAUUAGUAAAAUCGACUGGGAAUUCAAAGGUAAGAUUAUAACACCAAAUAAUCUAUUCCCGAGUCGCUACAAACGUAACCAACGAAGAAUACUUAGUAGCAGCUACAAAAUAAGUACAAACAAUUUUAAAUACAUGAAUAAUAAAGAAAUCGCCGGCGGCCAAUCUCUCAAUUUGAAACGAAAACCGCGCAGUGCUGCCAACAUACACGGAGUUUUAACCAUUCCGGAAGUUGGUAAAGCCAACAAUAACGCAAAAUAUACAUGCACAGUGACCAGUCCGUCUGGAGAAAUGGCCAGACGUGAUUUUGACAUUAAAGUCAUAGAAGCACCAGUUCUGGAUGACCUGUUGCUAGGAAAUAAUUUGCAGGAAGGUCAGGUUGCGAAUAUUUAUUGUAAUGUGCGAACAGGAGAUUUGCCGAUACAUUUCGAAUGGUUGAAGGACGGAAAACGGAUUCCUAGUAAUUUAAAGGUGGUGGAACGGAGUUCGGAACUAUUCAGCGCGUUAGUGAUCAAAAGUGUUGCGCUGGAGCACUGUGGUACCUACACCUGUGUCGCCACAAAUCACGUUGCCACUGUCAAUAAAUCUACAGAACUUUAUAUUAAAGUCGCACCGAAGUGGUUGUUGGAACCCUCAAAUUCAUCAGUAGUUCUUGGGAAAAGGGGAAUCGUAUCAUGCAGUGCUACCGGAUACCCGAUACCACAGGUACACUGGAUGAAGAAGGAUGCAAUCCUGGGAACCUGGCAGCCAGUGCUAGAACUAGCUGGCGGUGGAAUCUUAAGUCUGGCAAAUGGUUCAUUGGUGAUAGACGAGGUAUCCCUGACUGAUGAGGGAUUGUAUUCCUGCAAUGUUGAAAAUGGAGUCGGCACGCCGCUCAGCAAAACAAUUUGGAUCACUGUUAAUAAACCUGUACAUUUCGUAACAUCAUCGCCAAACGUGACGUCACGUGCGGGCCUCCCCCUGUCCUUCGAGUGCGUUGCUAGAGGCGAUGAGCCCAUACAAAUACAGUGGACCCAAAACGGAAAUGUUAUUAACUUUCGUAAUCACAGGUUAAAACUAUCAGAAGUGAAAACGUCAUCAGCGAUCACCAGCUCAAUCACCAUCAACUUCGCUGAGACGAGGGAUGCGGGCGUAUACCAAUGUCGAGCCAGCAAUCCUUAUGGCGUAGCUAAUUAUAACUUGUACAUACAUAUAUUGGAACCUCCAACGCCUCCAACGGAACUGCGGGUGGAAUCGGUAAACUCUCGGACAGCGACGAUUUCAUGGCGAGGAAAGUCGGAACAUUACACAUUGCAGCAUGCACCAGCUAAUGUACCGAGAUGGGAUGGCGCUGACACCAUCAAUAUAACUAGCAAAGACGACGACAUCCGCCAAGUAUACAAGCUCCAGAAUUUACGUCCAGCAAGCUCAUAUUCCGUGCGAGUUGCAACUGUCAAUCAAGUAGCACUCAGCCAUUUUACUGACCCAGUCCAUUUUACCACGGAAGAAGAAGCUCCAUCAUCAGCGCCGCAGCAGCUUCGCGUUUCUCAAACUGACGAACCAGGCGAGCUUUACCUUAAAUGGUCACAACCAGACAAAAAGACACAUAACGGGCUCAUCACUGGCUAUCAUAUCAAGGCUGUUCCACAAAAUAUUGGGGCAGAUGAAGGAGAAACAAAGACGCUAAAAGUGUCUCAUCAGGCUGGGAAACUGGAGACUACUGUCAGAGGGCUUCUGAAGAAUACUCGGUAUGCUGUAUCUAUAGCAGCUUCUAACAGCGCCGGCAUUGGUCCCUAUUCCACACCAGUAUUUCAGGAGACUAAAGCUGGAGCACCAGAGAAUGCCCCAACAUCUGUGGAAUGUACCGCGGUUUCCCUACUUCAGUCAGAAUAG